Mercurialis annua (annual mercury) is the source of this 1152-nucleotide messenger RNA. RefSeq lists its product as uncharacterized. The coding region runs from base 1 to 1017 and encodes 338 amino acids. Gene Ontology annotation, biological process: meristem development; meristem maintenance. NCBI's taxonomy places the organism in Eukaryota, Viridiplantae, Streptophyta, Magnoliopsida, Malpighiales, Euphorbiaceae. The transcript has a single exon. The record is from RefSeq and is a predicted model, not a curated record.
AUGGAAUCUUUUCAUGAAUUCACCUGGAGAAAAGCUGGUAUUCAUGAAGCAAUCUUAAAUUCCACUUACAAUAUCCAGAAAAACAGUGACUUGAUUCUUGGAGUUGCAGAGAGAUGGUGUCCCGAAACAAAAUCAUUCAUUUUCACUUGGGGUGAGGCAACAAUUACUCUAGAAGAUUUGUUGAUCUCAGGCUAUUCUGUUCUGGGUUGUCCUGUUUCAAACCCUCUUGAAACUGAGGAAUUUAUGGAAACUAAAGAGAAACUGAUUCAAGCAAGACGGGAGUUAGUGAGGACUCCUGCUAAGAAGGCUAGCCAGCAUCAAUGGCUGAACAAGUUCAUAGAUAGUGGUGGAGAAUUGGAACAUGAAGCUUUUCUUUCAUUAUGGUUGUCAAGGUUUGUUUUGCCUGUUUCUCAUGAUGUUAUCUCUGAAUGCGUUUUUUCAGUUGCUAUUCAUUUAGCUAGAGGUACUAGGAUUGCUUUAGCACCGGCUGUUCUUGCAAGUAUUUAUAGAGAUUUAACCUUGUUGAGAAAAAAGAUUGCUGCUUUGUCUGUUAUUUCCAGUAAUGAAGAUACUGAAGAACUUGAAGUAGCUGUGACUAUUUGGUCUCCAUUUCAGUUAGUUCAAGUUUGGAUUUGGGAGAGAUUCAUGAAACUCCAACCCAAGCCUAAUUUGAUGAGUAAUGGUGAGCCAAGGUUGGCUCUGUGGAAUAAUUUGAUAUCCAGCAAAUUUGACAACCUUAGGCUGGUUUUGGACUCAUCUAAAGAGAGCUUUGCUUGGCGGCCGUAUACUAAACCUGUGAAAAACUGGGAGUUCCCCAAGUUUUAUAGGGAGGAGGAAAUGUGGGUGUCGAUGAAUUCGUGUUUGGAUGAAGAGCUAGAGUCGUUUAUUCGGUGUUUGAGAGUUUCCGAGUUAGUUGGAAUGGGAGUUGAUUGUAUAGAACAAUACCUGCCACAUAGAGUGGCAAGACAGUUAGGAUUCGACCAAGAUAUUCCAGAUUUUGUUGCUAGAUCUGAGUAAGACUCAAAAGGAUGCUUGGAGCUGUUACAAUAGAGCACCAAUAAGCGACGAAAAGUGUUAUAUACCCUCUCGUUAUUUCGAGACUGAUGUUACAACUCGGUACUUGGAUUGGUGGAAGCAUUCAGUUUUGGAACA